AUGAUUCUACUUAAUCAGAUCUAUCUAUCUAUCUAUCUAUCUAUCUAUCUAUCAAUCUAUCUAUCUAUCUAUCUAUCUAUCUAUUGCCCUAAGUCUAUCUACCUAUUUAACUAUAUUAGCCUGUCCAUAUCUAUCUAUCUAUCUAUCUAUCUAUCUAUCUAUGCAAUAUCUAUCUAUCUAUCUAUCUAUCUAUCUAUCUAUCUAUCUAUCUAUCUAUCUCAUUCUCUUUAUACAUAUAUAUAUAUAUAUAUAUAUAUAUGUAUCUAUCUAUAUCUAUUUCACUGUUCACAUCUAUCUAUCUAUCUAUCUAUUUUACUGUUCACAUCUAUCUAUCUAUUUCACUGUUCACUUCUAUCUAUCUAUCUAUCUAUCUAUUUCACUGUUCACAUUAUCUAUCUAUCUAUCUAUCUAUUUCACUAUUCACAUCUAUUUCACUGUUCACAUUAUCUAUCUAUCUAUCUAUCUAUCUAUUUCACUGUUCACAUUAUCUAUCUAUCUAUCUAUCUAUCUAUCUAUCUAUUUCACUGUUCACAUCUAUUUCACUGUUCACAUUAUCUAUCUAUCUAUCUAUCUAUCUAUUUCACUGUUCACAUUAUCUAUCUAUCUAUCUAUCUAUCUAUUUCACUAUUCACAUCUAUUUCACUGUUCACAUUAUCUAUCUAUCUAUCUAUCUAUUUCACUGUUCACAUCUAUCUAUCUAUCUAUCUAUCUAUUUCACUGUUCACAUCUAUCUAUCUAUCUAUCUAUUUCACUGUUCACAUUAUCUAUCUAUCUAUCUAUCUAUCUAUCUAUCUAUCUAUUUAUUUCACUAUUCACACCUGUCUCUUUCACUUUUCACAUCUAUCUAUCUAUCUAUCUAUUUUACUGUUCACAUCUAUCUAUCUAUUUCACUGUUCACUUCUAUCUAUCUAUUUCACUGUUCACUUCUAUCUAUCUAUCUAUCUAUCUAUCUAUCUAUCUAUCUAUCUAUCUAUCUAUCUGCAUCUGUUUCUUACAUGUCAGUUUGUUUAUCUACCUAUCUAUUUCCCAUUUCACACCCAUCUAUCUAUCAUGGCUGUCCACUUGUAA
This is a messenger RNA of Acanthosepion pharaonis, 1068 nucleotides long. The record is from the annotation of a GenBank genome assembly. NCBI's taxonomy places the organism in Eukaryota, Metazoa, Mollusca, Cephalopoda, Sepiida, Sepiidae.